This is a messenger RNA of Guyanagaster necrorhizus, 483 nucleotides long. RefSeq lists its product as uncharacterized. The record is from RefSeq and is a predicted model, not a curated record. The transcript has a single exon. Lineage: Eukaryota; Fungi; Basidiomycota; Agaricomycetes; Agaricales; Physalacriaceae. Bases 1 to 483 code for a protein of 160 amino acids.
AUGCUCUUUCUAGAAGGUUGCACUGUUGCUGGGGAACUGCUGCUCUGGCUGAGUACUUGGUCUAGCUUUGGUGCUCAGAUAACUUGGGACAGUGAUCAUGGGAGACUUUGCUCAGAGAUGGGCUCCAAUCUCAAGGUCAUAUCUAUUGCCACUAUGUGCUUAUACUGCCUUCAGGCUCUUACUAUAGAUUCUGAAGUUUCUGUGGAAGUUCUUGUCAAGAAACUGGUGAGUAACUCUGCUUCUGAGAAAACCUCAGAGAGUGUGGUUAGAGAUAUGGGUGUUGAGAGGUACUUGAAGCCUAUAGUGGUUGAGGAUGGACUGGUCAUCCAAGUGGGUGGUGUCAAUACUGGGAGUGUGUUUGGAAGGGGAAUACUGGAGGGUUUCAGGGCUGAUAGUAUGUCAGAGGAGAUAGAGAAUGCUGUUCCUGUUUCUCCUUCUGUCAAUCUUGCUGAGGGUAACAGAGCUGUAGGGUCUCACCCAUAG